Molecule: messenger RNA, 1317 nt
Organism: Vicia villosa (hairy vetch)
Lineage: Eukaryota; Viridiplantae; Streptophyta; Magnoliopsida; Fabales; Fabaceae
Exons: 4
Coding region: 1-1317 (438 amino acids)
Biological process (GO): SCF-dependent proteasomal ubiquitin-dependent protein catabolic process
Cellular component (GO): SCF ubiquitin ligase complex
Source: RefSeq, a predicted model, not a curated record
AUGGCUUCUUCUUCAAACAAAAUAAUGAUUGCAACUUAUAUUUAUUUACCUGAUGAAUGUUGGGAAUUUGUCUUCAAAUUUCUCAUAGAGGACGAGUACUACAACCCUAAGUCUCUCUCACUCGUCUCCAAACAAUUCCUAUCCAUCACCAAUCGUCUCCAAUACUCACUCCUUGUCCGCGAGGAAGCAAGCUCUUUCAUGCUUCGCCGUCUCUUCCGUAGAUUCUCCAACCUCAACUCUAUCCACUUCCCUUACUAUACCAAUUGUAUCGACCAUCUUCUCAUUCAAAUUUCUCAAUUCUCAUUAAACAUCACAUCACUCAAUCUCUCCACUUAUCAAUCUGAAAUUUCAGCAAGUGGCUUGAUACCUUUUUCCCAAAAAAUUACAACAUUAACUUCACUCACCUGUUCGUUUCUCAAAUAUACUGACUUUAAUCUCAUUGCACAAUGUUUUCCUUUGCUUCAAGAACUCGACCUCAGUUUUCCUAAAAAAUGCAGUUACAGCAUCCUCGGUGAGCUACACCCACUUGAACCACUUUCAUUGGCACUUUUCAAACUCCGAAAAGUUAAUUUCACUGGUCAUAGCUAUAUAGACGAUCAAACGCUCUUCCUCUUGUUUAAGAACUGGAAGUUUCUUGAAGAGGCCAUCCUAUUUGACUGUUAUCGAUUAACCAACUCUGGUAUUGUUUCUGCUGUAGCUGAGAGACCAACACUGAGGUCUUUUUCCUUUACCAAUUAUUUUGAACCACAAGAUUGUUCAACUUUACCUCAAUUAGAGUCCCUUCGGCAGGCUCACAAUUCACGGUUGAGAGAUGAAAGAAUCAAAGUAUUUGCUUCCGUUUUCCCCAAUUUGCAGCUACUUGAUUUGAAUUUUUGCACUAACAUAUCUGAAGAAGGUAUUUUUCAUAUUUUAAGGAGAUGUUGUAAGAUUAAACAUUUGAAUUUAUUCAGCUGUUUGAAAGUUAAGCUACUUGGAAUGAACUUUGAAACUCCCAAACUAGAGGUGUUAAACUUGUCACAUACACCCGUUGAUGACGAGACACUCUAUGUGAUUUCAAAGAAUUGUCGUAGGCUUUUGCAACUGUUGGUGGAACAUUGUAAUGAUGUCACUGGUAAGGGAGUGAAACACGUGUUAGAAAACUGCUCGCAAUUGAAAGAGAUCAAUUUGAGAGGUUGUCUUAAAGUGCACAAAGAUCUUUUUCCCUCAUUGGUAUUUUCAAGACCAUCCUUGAGAAAGAUAAUUGUUCCGGUUCAUUAUCUUUUCAGCGACAAAGAGUUGAAACUCAUGUCACGACAAGGAUGUCUUUUCUGCAAGUAA